AGAAAGGAUAUGCAAUUUAAAAGUGUGCAGCAGCGGGGUGGUUUUACCGUGAAGCGCUGUCCGCUUGCACAGUAGCCACGUUGAGGGCGGAGCUGCUGGUCGUCUAGCAACGGACCCGGGGGCGGGGCGUCGGUUUUUUUUUUAUCUCACCCCUCUCCCUCGGCCUGCAUCCAUGGGGCCGGAGCCGGGCUCGCGGACGGCGCUGCUGGAGCUGAAGCCGGGAGGAAACCCGGAGGAAGGCAACUGGUGCGUUCUCGAGGCGGGGCAUCAGUGCACGUGGGAUGCAAUUUGAGGGAGUUGACGUGCAAAGAGAAACAGGGUGCGGGGAGGUCGGUUCUGAACUGAGGCGUGGGCCCCCUGGAUCCGCUUCAGCCUACCUGGAAGGGGCAGCCAUCGAUCAGGGAGCUUUCUCUCUCCUGUGCCCCCCAGCAGAGGGGAAUAGCCUUUCAAAGGGAGUAUUAACUUGCGGAAGAUGACACGCAAUAUGCAGUCAAACUCUGCUUGCGGCCAGAGGCUUAAAUUAAUAAUAGUCCUUCCUUUACAAGAUUCUGCCUCCGAUAUUUACUCCUGCCUCCAAUUUUAUAGAGGAUUUCUUGCACGCCAUUCAUUUCUGCUGUUGCUUUCCUAGGUUGAAUUUUAGACCGUACGCUCCGCGAGGCAGGGCCCUGAUCUCCUGCAGCCCUGUCAAAUGGUCUGCAUGCAUCAGAGAGAAUUAUUGCAUUAUUGUACUAAUGAAAAUGCAUAAGUAAAUACUUAAAGAAAGAAAGAAAGAAUUACAGUAUUGUGUUUUGUAAAGAAAAAUCCAAUAAAAGGGGGAAGACAACACCUACAAUGUUCUAAUGCUGCUUUUGACAGGUUUUUAUAUUAAUUGUAUUGCCAUGUUUAUUUUAUAUCCCAUCUUUUAUUCCAAGCUGCUCAAGAUGGCCCUUAUCUUGUUCUCCUUCUUCCCACUUUAUGCUCAAAACAACCCUGUGAGGUAGGUUAGGCUGAGAGAGAAGUGGCUGACUCAAGGACACCCAGUGGGCGGAAUGGCUAAGUGCAGAUUUGGAAUUUGGUUUCACAGACCCCUAGUCCAACACUCAAACCACAACACCGCACUUACAUUUUGAAUUGUAGUGUGGGGUAUGGAUCUUGUUUAUCGCUGUAGGGGGUGGCGACCCUGGUAAUUUAUUUAUUGGUAGUAUUACCUUAUGAUUGUGUUGUGGCUCUUUCUUUUGAAAUAUGCAAACCUCAGUUAAGAAGUAAAUUUUAAAAAUGUUGUGCACAUCAACCUCCCCCAACCCCAGUGCCCUCCAGAUGGUUUAAAGAACAAUUCUCGUUAUCCUCAAAAGAACAUGGCUGUACAUCAGGUUGCAGAAAUCUGGUGUACCAGGGGGUGAGGAUGUAUAUUACUGUAUAUUACUGUGCAUUAUUUAUUCGUUUGCCUAUUAUAUUUAUAUCCCAGCUUUCUCCCAAGUUGGGAUUCAACAUUUUGAAGCAGCAUUAUAAAAUACAAAGUAAUAAAAACAAACUAGUUAGGAACAAUAGUUUAAAAUACAUCAGAACACAUUUGGAACCAGUAAUUGAAAUCCUGUUUGUCUUGACAGCAGCCCAGUGGUCAGCACUGCCUGUACCUUAAGUUCCCAAAGGCCUGUCUGAACAGGAAGGCCUUAGCCUGCUGGUGGAAGGAUAACAAGGAGGGAGCUCAUCUAAGCUCUCUUGGGAGGAAAUCCUAUCUAGGGGAGCAGCCACAGAAGGGGCUCUCUCUCCUGUCACCACCUAAUGGGUUUCUGGUGCUGAUGGGGCAGAGAGAAGACAGCCUCUGCCAAGAAGGUGCAUUUCAGAUCUUUUGGAUGACAACGACCAUGUUGGCUGGAGCUGAUGGGAGUUGUGGUCCCAAAAACCUAGAGGGCAUCCAUUUGGCAAACACUGCAUAGCAUCUUCUGGUAUGUGAUCUCAUGUAGGUAAAAGAGUACCAUCCACCCACAACAGGCUUGGAAGAACUUGAAGUUUUUCAAAAGUUUAAAACGAACUUUUUUGGGGGGCAAGUGAUUGGACCCAGAGAGGGCAAAACAGCUCACUUAGGGUGAAAUGUACACACUGAGCAAGGAAUAAUGACUGGCUUCCGAGAAGCAGGGAAGAGAAAAUUUGGUGGUGGAAUGUAGUAUCCUGGAAGAGAGGCUGUCUGGCAGAGUCCAUACUGCAGCAUUUUGUUUCACUCUUGUAUGAAUAAUAAGAUUGGGGUAUUCACAGUAUUUUGCACAUACGCCCUCAAUAAUCCAUAGAACAGCCCAGCAAGGUUACCCAGCCUUGUUUUAUCCCCAUGUUGUAGAUGGAGAGGCUGAGAGUGACUUCCCUGAGACUCUCUGACUGAGUUCAUAGCCCAGGGUUCCCCUGGUUCCCCGCUCAUCCUAGUAGCUGCUACAGCAUUUAUGCAUGUUUGUUUGGUGGUGUUUACUCCUGGGUAAGUGUGCAUAGAUAGCAUUGCAGGCUUAAAGAUACACGCUCCAUCUUCUGCUCCACAUGGAACAGCAGCCUUGCUGAGAUCCCUUUUGCUUAUUUCUCCAUGCCAGGUAUGCCCUUCUCCUACCUGGGGACAGUCCCUGUGCCCGUGUGGGGCAGAACUCCGUGUACCUACCUCCUGCAGAGCCAGGCUGCAGGAAAGGGAAAGUCAUCCUUGUCGGGGGAGCAGACCCGAGUGGCAGUUUUGCCGACUCCUACAUCAUGGAUCUUGGUAAGGGCCAGAGUGUCAUUAGAGCAGGAAGGAAGCGUAUGAUAUGUGGCAGAAUUCAGCUUCUCAAGCAAACUGCUUUUGUUUUGUUUUUUGUAAAAAAAAAAAAGCAAGUUCCUGGUCCUCAUGGCUGCAAUGCAGUAAUUUUAGACCCUGGAUUCAUGGGGUUCUUUCUCCCUCUUUAGGUGACGAUCUGUAUUUCUUCACCAGGUUUCCAAAUGUGGUAAAUCUGCUCCACUUCCCAGUGGGGAGGAGUUGCGGUGGACCAUGUGGCCACACACUCCCCACUGGGGAGCGGGGGACUUUGUCCCCCAUAGCCCGGGGGGAUCCCGGCUACGUCAGAGCCCGACCAGCCAAUCCGCUGGCCGGUGGGGCGUGGCCGGGGACAGUUUAAAUUGAGGAGUGAGCCAGAGGACUUCCUCUUGCAUGGACAGGGCUCCCCCUUCUGGUGGUUUACUCUUACUGGACUUCCUGCACAGCGGGCAGGAGUCAGAUAUAGUCAGGUCCCAUCAAUGCCUAAGCCAAUACCUCUCACAUUCUGUAAUUCAAUAACGUUGUGGCCAAAUUUGCCCAAUAACAUAAACUUAAUAUCUGUGUCCUUGUGUGAGUUAUUUUCCAACAAGGAGGUGGCUGCAGGGUCUUGACACUCAAAAGAGCCCUGUGGCAUUUUGGUGCCCUGGACUUCUUCCAAAAAGCUCUGCCCUGAUGGUGCCAUUGCCAUAGGGGCCAAACUUGGCUCACCAGUCCACUCCAUUUGGCCCACCAGGCUAUUUUGGGAAAACCCUGCCCAUUCACCCUUUAGGUAAAGGUAAAGGGACCCCUGACCAUUAGGUCCAGCCGUGACCGACUCAGGGGUUGCAGUGCUCAUCUCGCUUUAUUGGCCAAGGGAGCUGGCGUACAGCUUCCGGGUCAUGUGGCCAGCAUGGCCAGCAUGACUAAGCCGCUUCUGGCAAACCAGAGCAGCGCAUGGAAACGCUGUUUACCUUCCCGCUGGAGCGGUACCUAUUUAUCUACUUGCACUUUGACGUGCUUUCGAACUGCUAGGUUGGCAGGAGCAGGGACCAAGCAAUGGGAGCUCACCCCGUCGUGGGGAUUCGAACCGCCAACCUUCUGAUUGGCAAGUCCUAGGCUCUGUAGUUUAACCCACAGUGCCACCCAUGUCCCACCCUUUACCUGACAGCAAUUGCAGAGCGUGCUGCUGCUUUUAGGUCCUGCUUGUGGGCUUUGCAUCGGGACACCUGGUUGGACUCUGAGCAGAGGCAGACUUUGGUAAUCUUUGGUAAUAUGGUGCACUGAGUUAUGACAAAAUUUGGCACACCGAAAUGCACCAUCUCAAUUUUGCUCUCCCUCUUUUGGCGCCCUAUGUAUGGGAAGCACCCACACUGCCCAAAAUCAGGUGCUGCUGUGAGAACAGGAUGCUGGACUAGAUGAGCCCCCUUUGGCCUGAUCCCACUACCAGGCUCUUAUGUGUCUUUCUGGCUCCCAGAUGCACACUGCUGGACAGCACCUGCCUGGCGGGGUCUCUUGCCGCGGUAUGAGCAUGCCACCUUCAUUCCCACAAGCUGGCCCACGAGCCUCUGGGUGUUUGGAGGAGCCAGUGAAACUGGGAACAGGAAUUGUGUGCAAGUUCUGGACCUCCGUGAGUAUUAGUUAUUUCCUUUUCAUUUUAUUACUUCUUGGAGUAUUUUUUUUUUAAAGAUUUCAAACAUGCAGCUGUCCAAUUUCUAAAUUUAUCCAUAUCCAAUAUUUGCAUCCCACUAUCCCACCAAGGAGCUCAGAGCAGCAAAUAUAGCUCUCCUGAGAAUGGUUAUCCUCACAACAAGCCAUUGAGGUAGGUUAACCUAGGAGAGAGUGAUUGGUCCAAGUUCACUUGGCCUUAGUCAGGGGGUUGAACUCUAGUUUCUCAGGACUUAGUCCAACAAUCUUACCACUACACCACACUGGCUAUCUGUUAGAUGAUGAAAAUAACAAUAAAACUUAUUUCAGAGUGGUAGCUGGGUUAUCAUACUGCAGCAAAAACAACAGUAUAUUGUGUCACCUUCUAUAUCUAAUAAAUUUAUUAUGGCAUCAGCUUUUGCUUCUUUAGAUGCAUGAAGUAUUAUCCUGAGUUACUGCACUGGUGGGUCAGAAGGUGGAAUUGUGAGAUCAGAAGGAAAUAAUAUGUAGAGAUGGUGAUAAUUGUGUUUUAACAGUUGCCAUUGACAUACACACAAAAUAGUUGGUUUAUAACAUCCUAACAUCCAAGCCGUUGGUCAGCAAACUGGCACAUGUAAUUUGAUUUAAAACCCGCAAAAUGUUUCAAUUCAGUCCCUAACUUAUAGCACUAAAUCUCUUGAGGAACUACAGUUCAGUAGUUUCAAGUUCUAGUUUCUCUUUGACAUUCCUUUGAAUCAAAGUACCAUUAAAUUAGCCUUGCAUUUAAGCACUUGCCUGGUAACCAAAGGGGACUAGGAAUUCCAUUUCUUUCUUCCACAUGUGACAUGUAAUUUGCACCUGCCCUCAUUUUCUGUGCCUAUAACUUACUUGUGUGCAAUCCCCAAUUUUUCAAUAUUCUAGCUUAGCUUACAAAUAUUUUUGUUUUCCAUGUUAGAAGCUGGAACGUGGAGGAGCCCUAAGGUGAGCGGCACUCCACCGUCCCCUCGGACUUAUCAUACAUCCUCAGCAGUGAUUGGGGACCGUUUAUAUGUAUUUGGAGGAGGCGAUAAAGGGGUGGAUCCAGUCAAAGACCAGCAGCUUCACAUCUUUGACUCUGGUAAGCUUCCUCUGCUCCUGUGCAGAUAUUUCCCAAACCAAAUGUUUAGCUGAUUCCCCUGGGCCUGGCAGCAGAUGGAGCAAAGUAGGAGUUGAAUCCUGUUAGUCCUACUUAGAGAAAACCCGUUGAAAUGGAUAAACAUGACUAAUGUAGGCCUUUUAACCCUAUGUGUGGGAAGCAGGGAGCAAGGCCGUUGAGGUAGCUGUUGCUUCAUCUUAAUACAUUUCUCUCUUGCCACCUGUAGCCACUCUGACAUGGCUGCAACCAGAAGUUCGGGGCGACCCUCCUGCUCCUCGACAUGGCCAUGCCGUGGUGGCUGUUGAGAACAGGCUCUACAUACAUGGCGGAUUGGCUGGUGAUACCUUUUUUGAUGAUCUCUUCUGCUUUGAUACAAGUAAGUACUCAGUGGUGCAAACUUUGUGAAAAGGGAUUAUUAUCUUCCCACCUUGCCUUAAAAAAAUAACAACCCAUAGAUCUUUAGAAGCCACACAUUAUAAAGCCUUAAAGACUAAGGAUGUAAGAAAUACUGUAGGAUCCUGAUUACAGUUUCCACCUGCAGGCUGUGUUACUACAGAAUUGUGGUACAGCCUUAAGAGGUGGUGUGGGGUAGUGGGUAACAUUUGACAAGAUCCAGGAAGACGAGGAAUCAGAUCCCCACUCAGAUCUCUCUGGGUGACCUUAGGUUAGGCAUAAUCUCUCAGCCUAACCUACCGUGCAGGUUGUGAGGAUACAAGGGAGGAAAAGGGAGGAUAACCGUGUAUGCUGCCAUAAGUUCCUUUAUGGAAAGGCAGACAUUAAUGUGAAAAAUAAAUUCUAAAUACCAUUUAGCCUUCCUUUGAUUCCUAUUUUACAGGCAUUUCCCAUCUGUUUAAGCCCCCAAUAAUCUUUGCUGUCAUUAACAGCUAGAAACUUAACAUUGAAGUAACUGUCCCAAACUCUUUACCAAAUUCAUUUUCCUGUUGCAGAAUCGCAGAAUGUGCAUGCAGCCCUGUUAUGUGUGUUUCAAGCUCAGUUUGCUUAAGCUUUGCACCUGAUGAGCACUGAUGUGGAUUGGUUUAAUGUGCUUGCAGCUGAAAUGAAGUGGGAGACCCUGUCAGCUACUGGAUCUGUACCAGCAGGGCGGGCAGCCCACUCAGCAGUUGUGUUUCAGGGCCAUUUGUAUAUAUUUGGUGGAAUGGACCCAACUGGAGCACUGGACACAAUGUAUAAAUAUCACAUAGGUGGGUGUUUCUUAUGAUAUCUUUGCUUAGCUUCCAUUGGGAACAUUAUACUGGGGAGUCCUCUUUGUGUAUGUGCCAUUGCCAGCAAUUUUGAGAUGGCAGCCCCAGCCAUGUAACCUCCCCACAUGACAACCUUAUCUGAAGCUAGUAGUGGCUGAAGCUGAUGGGAGCUGUAAUCCAAAACAGAGAGUGCUUAUGUGGCCUCUGAUUAUGUAGUGUGACUCCCCCCGCCCCGGAUUAUAAACACUGUCACCACAUACUAAAGGGAGUAGAGCUCACCUGUUGCAUGAAAAAGGUCCCAGGCUUAGUCCCUUGAGUCUGCAGUUUUUAACAAGAUAGAGAAGGAGGAGCAUCAGGGAACAAGGGAUAUUGAAACAGAUCUGCUUGCAACCCUGGAAAGUUGUGGUCAAUUCAGAGUAGGCACACCUGGGCUACGUGUGCAAAAGAAAUCUGAUGUGGAAAAAGGCAGAUUCAUGUUUAUCAAAAGCAUCUAUAGCUCAGUGAAAGAGCAGGUGUUUUGCAUGCAGAAAGGUCCCAGGCUUAAUCCCAAAUAUUCUCCAGUUAAAAGGAUCUUUUGCAACAGGUGAUAGGAAAGGGGCUUCUCUCUCUCCUCGCUCACUAGUGGAAACCUUGAGGAGCUGCUCUCAGUACAGUGGUACCUCAGGUUACAUACGCUUCAGGUUACAGACUCUGCUAACCCAGAAAUAGUGCUUCAGGUUAAGAACUUUGCUUCAGGAUGAGAAUAGAAAUCGUGCUCCAGCAGCGCGGCAGCAGCAGGAGGCCCCAUUAUCUAAAGUGGUGCUUCAGGUUAAGAACAGUUUCAGGUUAAGUACGGACCUCCGGAACGAAUUAAGUACUUAACCCGAGGUACCACUGUAUUAGGCAGCAGUGGGCUAGAUCAGGAAUAGUACAUAAUUUAUUAUUUUUACCCAACCCAUCUGAACUUGUGACUCUGCAAUAUGUUGCUGAACCCCCACCCUUGGCCAUGCUGGUUGGAGCUGAUGGAAGUUAGGAAUCCAACAGCAUCUGGCAGGCUAGGAGUUUCUUACUCCUGGUCUAGAUGGGAAUAGUUUUAAUGUGCCUAAGAGCCGCUCAGUGUUUCAGUGUUCCAUAACACCCACAAGAGCCCAUCUGGUCUAAAUAGCCCCACAUACUGUUCUCAGUCAGGAGCCUGCAAGCAGGAAUUGUGCGAAACUGCAGUCUCCCCUUUUUGAUUCCAAACAACUGGUUUGCCAUAUCCUCCAAGAAUCUUUCUUUGCUGCUUUUAAAACCAUACAGCUGGCAGCCGUCACUAUUCACAUGUAUGUCACUUAAAAUGUUAAGAGGGAAAAGAGAUUCCCAAUAUUUCCACUCCCUGUAGAAGCUUCAGGUCUAAUUUUCCAGCUCUCUUCAAGAUUGACAAAUAAUGAUGUUUUAAUUUACAAGAAGCUGCUGCUUCCCCCCCCUUUUUUUGCAUAGUUUUCUAUUUAUUUAUUUUUAACUGCAGAAAAGGGACAUUGGACAAAGUUGGAGUUUAAAACUCCUGUGCCUUCUGCUCGUCUGGACCAGUCUAUGUGUGUUGUUCCAUGGAAAGUGUCUUCCAGUGAGGACAGCAACAGGAAGGAAGGAGCUGGGGGCUCCAAUGGAGACAAUCUAUCUCAAGGCUGCCCAGAUGAACACUUGUGCUUAGUGUUUGGUGGAAUGGAUAUUAAAGGGGAAAUCUACAAAGACAGUGCUGUAACUCUUCUUAAGUAAAAUGUUUUAAAUAAAUGUUUAAUAAUCUA
Molecule: messenger RNA, 8445 nt
Organism: Podarcis lilfordi (Lilford's wall lizard)
Lineage: Eukaryota; Metazoa; Chordata; Lepidosauria; Squamata; Lacertidae
Source: the annotation of a GenBank genome assembly